GCAGGCGACAGAUGUUGCGCGCCACGCUGAGCGAGGGGUUGUGCGGCGCGCCGCUCUCCACCACGACGCGUGUUUGUGUAGUGGCCGCGGUGCGAAGUGUAUCGCAGUCGUAACCGGCACGCACUUCUCCUAUUGGGAGAUCCAGCGCGCGCGCGAGACGCCGGAUACGCACUUCGCGUGUCGAUAACGGCCCGUGCGCGUCGUCGCCGACUUGUGUGGUCCCGCCGUCGUCGACGGCAACGCUCUUAAGCGGCGUUUCGGCAUCUAGACGUCGUCGAGAGCCUCGCCAUCUCCUCCGGAACUUGGGACGUCGUCGCCGACUUCCGUGCGACCGGACACCGUGCGAGUCGAUCGGCCGGGAGCGUCCGUGCCCGAGUUGGAUACCUGUUUCAAGCAGCUUGGUUUUUUUUUUUUCUCUCUGACCGUUUUCCUUUCGAAGCUCUCGUCCACGAAGCUUCUUCUCCAACUGUCCUUUCACCGGGUCCCGUCCGGAAAACCGUUACUGGAGUUGACAUCGGUGUAAACCCCUGGUGAAGGAAGUAACGAGGAAUCGCCGUGGUUGUCCCGGAAGGGAUUUCCCCAGCAGCAGUAAUCACCGUCUGGAGAGACAACCUUCGAGUCCCUGCGUUACGGGAAUUCCCCCUGUCUAUUCGUUGAGGAGGUACCAUGGCGUAGAUCGCACGGAAGCCCAAGCGACACGCUUGCCCAUCGAGAGUCGGUGCCUCGAAAGCCAUGCACCGCGGAUCGACGAUGUCACGUCACAAGUGGCCGCGGGUCAUCGUGGCCGCUUGGCUAGUCAACCUGGUGGUGGCCGAAAUAGGUGCGGUGUCGCGAGGAGACGCCAGCGGCAACGGCCUGACGUCGUCGUCGUCGGCCGGCGAAGCAGUGGACGACGUCGGCAACAGUUCGGCGGACGGCGCGUCAAUUUCUGGUCCCGGUGGCACCAAGCGGAAGCUGAUGCUGUCUAGUCAAGUGUUUACCUUCCUCAAGGAAACUUCUUUCCUUCGCGUCGAGCCGACCUUCUGGCCUCUGCAGCAGACCAGGGAGAUCACCUUCUCGUUCAAAACGGAAAAGCCGCAUGGGCUUCUAUUCUACCACCUGCUGGAGGAGUCGUCCGAGUUGGACAAAGUGCCAAGCUACGAGCUCUACGUCAUGCUCGAAAACGGCAGGCUCAAAAUCAUACACAUCCUCAACACGGAGGGUAACGAGAUCUUCUACGUCGGGAAAGGUCUCAGCCGGGACCGGUGGCACACGGUGACGCUACGCGUGACGCCCUCUGAGGGCGAGAUGCGAGUGCGUGUGGACCACGAGGAUCUGAACAUCAAGCUGUCCUCCCUGGUGCACCGUGGGGGAUAUGACAUCGGGUCCGACUCCACGUCAUCCUACCUAUACUUUGGCUCCAUCGACCCGAAGAACUCAUCGGUGGACAUGCACUACAACACGGACAGCUUCUUCGGCUGCCUGGGGCACGUCAGCUUCCGUCUCGAGAACGGCAGCGCCGUGGAUGCCGUGCUUUCAGUUGAGGAAGACGUGGUCAGGGACUGCGUCGACCUGUGCGACAAGUACGACUUCUGCCUCAACGGCGGCCGCUGCGUUAACCACUACAGCUACUAUGGCUGCGACUGCUACGGCACCCACUACGAGGACCACAUGUGCGGAUACGACAAUCUGACGACGGUGACACUGAGGGGCAACUCGUACAUCAUUUACCGCAUAUACGACUGGAAAGAUCGCGUGCACUCGGACUUCAACAGGAUCAGCAUGAUGUUCAGGGUAUACGUUCCCGAAGCCGUCCUUUUCCUAGCCGCAGGAGAACACGACCCAAAGAACACAGUUGCUGCCAGCAUAAAAGGCGGUGCUCUCUUCUUCAGCAUAGACUUUGGCCGAGGGCUGCUGAACGUCACCAUGGGGUCAAAUCUGCACGACGAGAUGUGGCACAAUUUCACGAUGGUCCACGACGGGAACCACGUCACUGUGUACUUAGACAAGAUGAUACACACGUUGCGCAUCAGUGACACCAACUACUACCUGCACCUUGACCCCGACAUCUACAUCGGAGGGGUGCCUCACGAGGCUCCAGGGCUAGUGACAGACCUGAAGUUUGUGGGCUGCUUCCGCGAGGUAUACUUCAACCGGGACAACUGCCUGCAGUCGCUUCGCAAGAACGAACCGAAGGCCCGCCACAACGGCAUCUUCCCCGUCGAGUAUGGCUGCGCUCUCGUGGACACCAUCCCGCUCACGUUUCCCUUCGCAGAGUCCCGGCUCACGCUGAACUUGCCCAGCAAGACGCGCCUCGACAUCUCCGUCGACUUCAAGACCGAACAGAACGAGACGGUCAUCGCAUCCAGCCUGCUCCGCUCCGACAAGGGACAGGGCUUCUGGGAGAUUCGUCUCAAGAAAGGCACCGCCAUCUUCACCAUCGUUCCAGAUGAGACGAACCCGUCGCACUACUGGUUCCUCAGUAAGGGCAAGCAGCUCACCGAUGGCCACUGGCAUCAGGUUGGCGUCAUUUUCGAGAACGGAAAUGUCGAGCUGACGAUCGACUUCAACCGGAAGUUGAAGGACACCUACCCCCGUCGCGUGGAGCUCGUCGGGCCGCUCGUGAUUGGAGGAUUCCCCAAGCAGCACGUCAUGGGCUUCGUGGGAUGCUUCCGCGACAUCUAUGUGGAGAAGGAGUGGGUGGAUCCUCGCAAGGUGGUCGGCACGGAGUACGCGCACGGUGAGGUCUCGCUGGAUAACUGUCAGCUCAUCAACCCGUGCAACAACCCGAACGCUUGCGAGCACGGAGGCCAGUGCUACCUGGACGGCUCGCGCUUCAAGUGCAACUGCAACGGCACGGGAUACACGGGCAAGACUUGCCACUUCUCAACGUACAAGCGGACAUGCCAGGAGCUGUUCCUCGUGGGCUACCGCAAGUCCGGGACGUACAAGAUCGACAUCGACCGAAACGGCCCACUCCCGCCGGCUCACGUGGAGUGCGACAUGCAGCGCCCGGACGGAUCCAUCGCAACCAAAGUCAACCACAACAUGCAACGCGAAAUGGUCGUGAGAAAAUAUGGCCUCGAAGGUUUCUACAUGGACAUCACCUACAGGGAGUUCACGCCUGAGAUGCUGCAGUCCCUGAUCCAUGCAUCCAAGCAGUGCUACCAGCACAUCAGCUACGAGUGCUUCAAGGCUCCCCUGGGACUGGAGAGCUACACAUGGUUGGAGUCAUCGUCCGGCCGCCACUACGUCACGAGCAUUGGCAGUGGCCGGCCCGCCUGGUGCCAGUGCGCUGAGACGCGAAGCUGCUCGAACGCGUCGCGCCUCUGCAACUGCGACGUGGCCGACGGCCGCUGGCGGCUCGACGAAGGGGUCUACGACCGGCCCGCGGACCUGGGCAUUGUGCGCAUAUACAUGCUCCAGCCGAAGGGGCUGGCCCACGACGCAGAGGCGCGCAUGACCCUGGGACCCCUCGAGUGCACCGAUACCAACACACAGCAGUACGUGAUCACCUUCAAGACGGCGCCCUCAUACCUGGAGGUGCAGACUGGCUGGCGCCGAGGGGAUCUGGCCUUCAGCUUCCGUACAUCCAGCAAGCGUGCCGUCGUGCUCUACCAGGCGGCGCUGCACGAGAAGCACGGGUACCUGCUCGCCAUGAUUACCAGCGACUACGAGCUCUCCUUCGAGUACACGGUGAAUGGAGAGCCGCGGAUCGUCAAGCUGCUGUCGCGCAGCCGCCUCAACACGGGCGAGUGGCAGCAGGUGUGGUUGGACCACGACACCCACCACAUGCGAUUCACCGUCAACCUGGACUCGGUCAUGGUCGACCUGGCCAAGGACGAAGGCGUCGGGCCCUUCGAGGGUCCCCUGUACAUUGGCGGCGCACCAAAAGAUCUGCUUACCCAUCCGGACAUCACUGAAGGCUUCAUAGGGUGCUUUAGAGGACUGAUAAUCAACAAUCACGUGGUGAACCUUUACAACCACCUAAGCCGGAGGGUGCCGGACAUCGUGAUGGACUGCCAGCCGUCGUGCUCGUCCAACCCGUGCCAGAACGGCGCCACCUGCCACGAGAACUGGGGCUCGUACAACUGCGAGUGCGAGAACGCGCUCGCGCACAGCGGAUUCAACUGCGAGAACAACCUCAACGAGAACUCGAUGACGUUCAUCACGUCUAGCUCGUGCUACCACCGGGCCACCCUCGGAAACGUGUCGGAUCCCGUUCUUGAACAUGACAUCCUGCUCAGCUUCCGCACCUACCAGUCCGAGGCCUUGCUCCUGUAUUCGUUCAACCAUCUCAACAACUUCGUGCAGCUGCACUUCGAGAAGCGGAAGCGCGUCGUCUUCACCUUCAACUCGGAGCGCACCAUCGUGCAAGGUUUCGUCGAGGCCCCUGAUUUGGCAACGGGUCGCAUCGUGCAGGUGUUUGUGGACAGGCAUCCUGACCGCACUGUUCUGCAAGUGAACGGCGACAACGUCACCAUACCCCACCCCAUGGCUUUUCUCAGCAAUUACUACAAGGAUCCGUGGAUUAAAGGAGAGGAGCUCGAACUCGUGAAACCGGCCAGAGGAACGUUCGAGAGUGUUCCCAACAGCCAGAUGUACUUGGGAGGCGUCGACUUCGUUGGAGCCACCACUAACCUACCAGGUCUGGUCGGCUGUCUGCAGGGACUACGAAUCGGAACCACUCAAGUGGACCUUGUCAAGGACGUCGAGAACCAAAAUGUUACCAAAGGGCAAAUACGGCCCGGCUGCAAGAUGAUGUGCGACUCUAAGCCCUGUCAUCACAGCGGUCUCUGCAUCGAAGACUGGAAGAACAACCUGACAAGCUGCGACUGCUCCAUGACGUCAUAUCAAGGAGACAUCUGCCAGACUGAUAUUGGAGCCCAGUUUGACGGCAAGGCUUGGAUCGAGUACAUGUUCACGCCCGAGACGACGGGGCAAGACAGGAUAUCUAUUGCGCUUGCGUUCUCUACCAAGGCGAAGGCAAGCGUACGCCAGGCGAUCCUGCUUGUACAGUAUGCACAGAGCCAACACUACGUCCUCGUGGCUGUCACACCGGAAGGGGCACUACAGAUUCAAGAGAACCACGCGUCGGCAAAAGCCUUUCGUACAGUGUUCGGAAAGCAGAUGGGAAACUUCGCGGACGGCUUCAGGCACUGGCUGCUCUACCGACGCGUGGAAAAUGACGCCCGAGUUGUGGUUGACGGCAAGGAGUACGUCCUGACCAGCACUACCCCAGACACUUCGGGACCCACGGUAGACAUCAGCUCCAGCCUUGUCAUCGUAGGUGGAACCAAGCGCGACCCAAGAUUCGGCGACUACGGCGACUUCCAAGGAUGCGUCUCUAACGUGGUUGUCGAGUUGCGGACGCUCAACAUUCGUCCACUGGAGACUUACUUCGGCUACCAAAAGGGGGCGCUGGAGAAAGUCAAAGUUUACGGCACCUUGCGGGAAGGAAGAUGCGCUGAGUUCGCGGCCAUCAUAGGAGACAAAACUGAGGCCAUCUUCAAGCCGCCAGCGGUCAGCGUACCGGAGUGGCACAAGACAAACCCCGUCCUGGUUCCUUACAAGCACAACUCCUUUCAUCCGCAAGCAACCAAGCUCCUCUACGCCAAGGCAACCAGCACGCGAGUGGCGGUCAUCAUGGGUGUCGUGCUCAUCGUGGUGCUGAUUGGGGUGUUCCUCUACGCCUGGCGACUGCAGAAGCGUCAUAAGCACCAGAAGUUGCGCGAGGACCUCACUUACUUCCGGCAGGGAUCGACUUACAAUCCGGCACGACCGACUCCCAGGCGCAAGGUCAACUCACCCGCUAAAGCUGUCAGCUUCAGCCGAGUGAACAGUGAUUAUCAGCCGGUGCCUCAGACAAACAAAGAAGUGCUUUCGUCGACGCCUCGCAAGUCGCUGGACUUGGUGAUACCAAAAUCUGUGCCGCUGGCCAAUGCGACACCGCCAAAGCCCAUCCUGAACAACCGAAACUCGACCCCAGCAGUGUCGCCCAUCGUCAAUGGCCUAGGUCAGCAUAAGUCAAGGCGACCCAUAUCCACUGCUUCCCAAGAACUUGAAUGGGAUCCUGCAGCCGAUCACGAUAUUCUGGGUUCUUCGGAACUGAGUGCCAUGGAUCUUGGAGAUGACGAAGACUUUCCCGAGACGCCCAGGAAGGCGAGCAAUGCAGAGCCGAUGCCGUCAAAUGCCUACACACUGGGAGCGUAUAGCGGUAGCUUGAUAUUCACCAACGCCCCCUACGACUCUCCAUCCGACUGAGGAAGGGAACGCGCCGACCGGAGCGCUCCGUGAGGGCACCUCGGCGAAACAGUGGUUGGUAACCCUCGCUAGGGUUAGGCCGGCUUCUCCGCCACAAGAUGUGCCAAGACAUUUCGUCCCUCCUGAACAGCGUGUGUCGUGAAAUCGUGCAUCUGCUGCACUCACUUAUGAGAACGAACUCAACCACCCAUCCGCCCUGUGUGCUCAAAAGACUGUGGCGUUUUUGCUUGUAGAGGUCAAGAGUGCUUAUUACCAGUGGCAUCGCGAACUAUUUCACGCUCGACCAAGAAGGCUUUGGCCCCAUCAGUGCUUGCUCAACGUGGUUUUGAGGACUCAGAAUGGCAUCUCAUUCAGUGCGACUGCAACAACAGGAUCACGUAUUUUGUUUCCUUCGAAAUAAUGACACUGCAGCUUUGGCAGCAGGAGUUUUCUUCUAAGGUUACAUCAUUGUCUCCUCUUUAAAGCGCUUCCUCGCACAUUUUUUUGUGCUAUCUCAAAUCUCCUUUGGUUUGGAGUGUGGCAGUAACGAACGCUUUCGUUCUUGCUUCGUGGCGAUCAAGAGUGGACAGUUUGAUCUCCUGCAAAGAGUUCUUCCAGCUCCGGCCAUCAAGACGGCCUGCAGCGCAGAACCAACUCAAGUGGCCCUAUUUUAACCAAAGAAUACUAGCUGCAGCGUUACGGUGACCGUAUUCAGUAGACUGCAGCUAAGCACGUAAUACAAAUGCACAGACUUCUAGACGCCAUCUGUGAAACAGCUGACCAGCUGACAUUGCGGCGUAAUUUGUGCACUUACGUUUGUGCUGGAGACAACUCCGCAAUUUUCCAGGGGCAAUUCAUUAGCUCCAUUAAAUUGUGGGCGUGGGUGUCGAUAAGAAAAAAUAAGAGGUUUGCAGAGAUGGGGACACCGAGAGCUGCAGCUGCUGUCCAAUGCUUUUAUCAUUUAUCGUGCGGCUAGUCUUAGCGGUUUCUUGUGUUGUGAGCUCAUUUUACGUAUCAUGCCAUUAUUUGUUGUUGCAAGUUACUCUUUUUUAGUAUAGGCCUACAGACGCUUAGCUGCUUAGCAGGCUAAAGCUAUCGUGCCAUGCGAAUGUUUUAGUUAGGCCUUAGAGCUCAUUUCUGUUCAUAUAUGCUUUACAAAAAGUAAAGGUACGGGAAUUCAUGAAUGGUUGAACCCAGGUCCAGUAAUUUUGUACGUUGCCCCUUAGGCUAUCUGUCGAACUUCACUGCAGUGCACAUGUGUAUAUCAAUGGGCAGCAUAAAAAAUACAAUUUCAGAAGGCCGCCCGAAUUUUAUUAACUUUCAGUUAUAGCAACGUCGAGAGGGUAUGCUCUUUUAUCAACAUGUGCAUUUAUGGCACUUGGUCGUAAGGGCGUUACAUCAUUGUAGUUUGGUCAGGAUUAAAGCACUGCUAUAACGCAGCCGGAAAGUUAGGAAUAAGUGCCAUAAAUACACAUGUUAUUAGAAGGCUGUAUUCACGCGACAUCGCUAACUGAACGUUGUUGAAGUUUGGGUGGCCUUUUGAAAUAUUAUUUUCAGAAAUGCUGCCCAUUGAGUUACGCUGGUGCAUUGUGGAGAAGUUCGACAAAUGACCGAAGGAGCAGGGUCCGACAUUUCCUGGUAUGACUACAAAUACUUCAUCGUAUAUCCAUCUGGAUGAAGAAUUCUGGAGGCGAUAUUUUAAUUACGUCCACUGCCUCAAGCAGUUUGUUGAUUUUCGCAAUUUGUUGUUCACUUACCAGCGUGAUACAGGGCAGUACGCUCAAUUGAAUGCAUUUGCGAUGAUGUUUAACAUGGAAAGGUUUUCGUACAAGUACCUCAUAUACAAAUACAUAUUUUAUUAUCAUACCCACAAAUGGUGUAAUAACUUGGUUGGGAUGUGCCACAAAGGAGUUGCCAUAACUUGAAAAGUUUCUAACAGCAAAGAUGCAUUUUUGUAGGCUCACUCAGGUGGCAUUUAUCACAGCAGCUAAGCAUUUUCACCAAAGUCACUAUAUGUUUUGAGACGACAUAGAUAACAGUGAACAUUCCAGUGGGCUUGAUACUUAUUACGAUAGAGCUUUGCAAUAAAACAUACUUUGUGGUAAACAUUUUAUAUGUGAGGUCAUGUUUGAAUCAUCAUGACGCAUUAUUCCUUGUGUGCAGAGUUCAAAUGAGACAAUGUGUUUAUACUGCAGUGUGUGAUAAGGAUGGGAGUGUUUUUAUGACAUGUUGUGACGGUGCAUAGCGUUGUUUUGCAAAUGGGAGAUCGUAGUUCAGCCAAGGCAAAUUAAAGAGCCACUCGCAGGGCAGUCGAACCUC
Messenger RNA from Dermacentor silvarum, 8541 nucleotides. It is a transcript of the gene axo, whose product is annotated as axotactin-like. The coding region runs from base 733 to 6243 and encodes 1836 amino acids. Lineage: Eukaryota; Metazoa; Arthropoda; Arachnida; Ixodida; Ixodidae. The transcript is spliced from 36 exons. The record is from RefSeq and is a predicted model, not a curated record.